GCGGCGGCGGGGUCGCCCCGGGCAGAGAUCGCGGAGGGGCUGAGGUAGCCGCUGUGUAGGGUGGCAUGGAGGACCCCGCGGCGCCCGGGGCCGGAAGCGCGUCCACCAAUGGCAACGGCAACGGCGGCGGCAAAGGGAAGCAGACGGCACCCAAGGGCCGGGAAGCGUUCAGAAGCCAGCGGCGGGAGUCGGAGGGCUCUGUGGACUGCCCCACUCUGGAAUUUGAGUAUGGAGAUGCAGAUGGGCACGCAGCAGAGUUGUCAGAAUUAUAUAGCUACACUGAAAACCUGGAAUUUACCACUAACAGGAGGUGCUUUGAAGAAGAUUUCAAGACUCAAGUGCAGGGCAAGGAGUGGCUGGAAUUGGAGGAAGAUGCUCAGAAGGCCUAUGUGAUGGGACUCCUAGACCGACUGGAGGUGGUCAGUAGGGAACGGCGACUGAAGGUGGCCCGGGCUGUUCUCUACCUGGCCCAAGGCACUUUUGGGGAAUGUGAUUCAGAGGUCGAUGUGCUACACUGGUCCAGGUACAACUGCUUCCUGCUCUAUCAGAUGGGGACCUUCUCGGCCUUCCUGGAGCUACUCCACAUGGAAAUCGACAACAGCCAGGCCUGUAGCAGUGCUCUUCGGAAACCAGCCAUCUCCAUUGCUGAUAGCACGGAGCUCAGGGUGCUGCUGAGUGUUAUGUACCUAUUGGUGGAAAAUAUCCGCCUGGAGCGAGAGACAGACUCCUGCCGGUGGAGGACAGCACGAGAGACCUUCCGCACUGAAUUGAGCUUCUCCAUGCAUAAUGAGGAGCCUUUUGCCCUUCUGCUUUUCUCCAUGGUUACCAAGUUCUGCAGCGGCCUGGCUCCCCACUUCCCCAUAAAGAAGGUCCUGCUUUUGCUCUGGAAGGUAGUCAUGUUUACCCUCGGUGGAUUUGAGCAUCUACAGGUUCUCAAAGUACAGAAGCGGGCAGAACUGGGGCUGCCUCCACUGGCUGAAGAUAGCAUCCAGGUGGUGAAGAGCAUGCGUGCCGCCUCCCCGCCCUCUUAUACCCUCGACCUGGGGGAGUCUCAACUGGCACCACCACCCUCUAAGCUACGAGGCCGUCGUGGUUCUCGAAGGCAACUCCUCACUAAGCAAGAUAGCCUGGACAUCUACAAUGAAAGAGAUCUCUUUAAGACUGAGGAACCAGCCACAGAGGAGGAAGAGGAGUCUGCUGGUGAUGGAGAACGAACCUUAGAUGGAGAGUUAGACCUGCUAGAGCAAGACCCCCUGGUGCCACCUCCACCUUCACAGGCACCCCUUUCUGCUGAGCGGGUGGCCUUUCCCAAGGGCCUACCUUGGGCCCCAAAGGUCAGACAGAAGGACAUUGAGCACUUCUUGGAGAUGAGCAGGAACAAAUUCAUCGGAUUCACUCUGGGGCAGGACACAGACACCUUGGUUGGAUUACCCAGGCCCAUCCAUGAGAGUGUGAAGACUUUAAAGCAGCACAAGUACAUCUCCAUUGCAGAUGUUCAGAUCAAGAAUGAGGAGGACCUGGAGAAGUGCCCCAUGUCUUUGGGGGAAGAGGUGGUACCAGAGACACCAUGUGAAAUCCUCUACCAAGGCAUGCUCUACAGCCUCCCCCAGUACAUGAUUGCUCUGCUUAAGAUUCUACUGGCUGCAGCCCCCACCUCCAAGGCUAAGACAGACUCUAUCAAUAUCCUGGCUGAUGUCCUGCCUGAGGAGAUGCCCAUCACUGUUCUUCAGAGCAUGAAGUUGGGAAUCGAUGUGAACAGGCACAAGGAGAUCAUCGUAAAGAGUAUCUCUGCUCUGCUCCUGCUACUCCUCAAGCACUUCAAACUGAACCAUAUCUACCAGUUUGAAUAUGUAUCACAACAUUUGGUAUUUGCCAACUGCAUUCCUUUGAUCCUGAAGUUCUUCAAUCAAAAUAUCUUGUCCUACAUCACUGCCAAAAACAGCAUCUCAGUCCUGGAUUACCCUUGCUGUACCAUCCAGGAUUUGCCGGAGCUUACUACAGAGAGUCUGGAAGCUGGAGACAACAACCAGUUCUGCUGGAGGAACCUCUUUUCCUGCAUCAACCUUCUGAGGCUGCUCAAUAAACUGACCAAAUGGAAGCAUUCCAGAACCAUGAUGCUGGUGGUAUUCAAAUCAGCUCCAAUCUUAAAGCGGGCCCUCAAGGUCAAACAGGCCAUGCUGCAACUUUAUGUUCUGAAGCUGCUAAAAAUACAGACCAAGUACUUGGGGCGCCAGUGGAGAAAAAGCAACAUGAAAACCAUGUCGGCCAUCUACCAGAAAGUACGCCACCGCAUGAAUGAUGACUGGGCUUAUGGGAAUGACAUCGAUGCCAGGCCAUGGGACUUCCAAGCAGAAGAAUGCACUUUGAGGGCCAACAUUGAGGCUUUUAACAGCCGCCGGUAAUGGGAGGUGCAAGUCAUGAAAUAGGGAGAACAUUUCCUUCUUGCUCACGCUGGAUUCCAAGGACUUAUGAGAGGUUUGGCAAAACCAACUUUGAAAUUAAGUCUGUAUUUUAAAUUUAAAAUUUUGACACCUCUUUCUAAAAUUAUUAUCUCAAAGAUGAUUUUAGAGCACCUGCACCUUCUUUGUGGAGGACGAUGAUUUACUAUUACCUAAGUACUGCAUGUUAUAGUAAGGUAUAUUGUGUAAAGUGUUUUUUCUCUAUUCCCAAAGAGAUCUAUGUUGAAUCUGGAAAUUAUCUUUUUGUGUAUUCCUGUAUAGUGCAUGGAGUGCUCUGCCACAGCCAAUAUGAAAUAGGCCUCCUCUAAGGAUGUAUCAUGUUUUUCUGAAACUACUUCAGUCUUCAAAUGAUGGAGUACACUGUAGAAAAUUAUCCUUUUCAUCCAAUUCACUUUUUAAAUGACAAGUAACUACAGGAGGUUUUAUUUAUUGAGUUGGCAUGUCCAUUUGUGCUCGUGAUCGAUUUAUUUUUUAAUUGAAUAGAAUAGCAAGAGCAUCACAGCUUACCAUUUUUCAUCUCCUAUGUUGAUUAAUGAUUUUUUUCCCUUUUUACUGCUAGUGGUUCCAAAGUGUCAUGUGGAGAUUUAGCAAUACUGUUUCUAUCUAAAAGUAUUGCACAUUUCUUUGAAAAUAUAGGGGUUGAUGUACCAACCUCUUUAAACUUCUUUUACAGCAAAAUCACAUACUUCUCAACAGAAACAAGGUUUUUAGAAAAGCUUCUGAUUCAGUCAGGAUCAUUUUAUUUCUCUUCUGUCCCCACAGUUAUGUUACCUAUAUUUUCACGCUUUUUUAUUUUAAAUGCCCUCCCUACUGAUAUGGACACUACUGAAUCUUUUUUAUGAUAGCACCAGGCCACUUAAAUUGCACCGGCGGUCUAGUAAAAAUAUGAUUAUUUACUCUGUCAACCACAGUCUCAUUUGGAAGUCAUGAUACAGUUACCAAUGAUAUCAAAGGAACUAAACCAGAAUUCUAACCAAAACUUGGAUUUCGCCUCUUUGUGCUGUAGGGUAGCAGCUUUCUGUUUUUAUGGAAAGGUCAUGAAGAAUGUUUAAGUAAUGGAUGACACUUCUUAAAACAAUUUGUAAAGUUUACCUAAAUAGGACAGCUAUCCUUACUGCAAUCAAAAUAAUUUACUGAGCAUAUCAUAUAUGAACCUUAUUAAUCUAUUUUAGUGUGGUUCAACUGAAAAGACAAUUUUCAAGGAAAGAGCAGUCAUCAAUCUAUUUCUCUUAAAGCCAUAUAGUAUUUAAUUUGUGUCAAGAACAAAUAAGUUGCCCUUUUAAAAAUAUGCACAUGAAUGCUUUCUGAGGCAUAUAAGUAUGCUAAGCUUUAACAUUUCAUACUUUUUUUUACAAAUCUUCUCUAAGGGAAGAUUAAUUCUCAGUGCAGAUGGAGAAACUGAGACACCAAGAAAAGUGAUUAGUUUCCAAUCACAACAUUUUUUUCGCUGACUUGCUGGGAUAGCAUUCAGGGUAUUGAUAGCCAGCCCCAUAUGUUAAACUGAUUUGAAUCUACUAAUCUGAGAACCCUUGUGUGUGGUUAGGAAUAAAUUCAGAUUAACUAGCCUCUAAUGGUGAUUACUGUUACUACUUAGAAGAACAUUAUUUGAGUGAUUUAUAGAGGAUUUUUAUUUGUGAGUAUUUCAGUAAAGUUGUGUUAAUUGUUGUUAACAUUGUUUAUCUACUAAAGCACUUUAAUAAAAAGAAAUUGAACUGGAGUUAAAAAUUGGUCUUUAAUUCUUCAAGACAAAAGAACCUUAAAUGGAUAUAAGAAAG
This is a messenger RNA of Prionailurus viverrinus (fishing cat), 4234 nucleotides long. It is a transcript of the gene STRIP2, whose product is annotated as striatin interacting protein 2. NCBI's taxonomy places the organism in Eukaryota, Metazoa, Chordata, Mammalia, Carnivora, Felidae. Gene Ontology annotation, biological process: cytoskeleton organization. Gene Ontology annotation, cellular component: cytosol. Bases 66 to 2402 code for a protein of 778 amino acids. The transcript is spliced from 22 exons. The record is from RefSeq and is a predicted model, not a curated record.